AUGUCUCGCGUCCCAGGAGAAAACGAAAUACCAGAUAUUGGCGACAUCUAUAAAGACUCCCUAAAAGCAAGUGAAGAGUAUCAUGCUUGUUUAACUACUACUAUAUACGGUCAAAAAUAUUUGGACCCAGAGAAAUGUAAAGCCAGAAAUUUUGACCCAAUCAAAGAAGAUGAGAAACAAAUAGAAAGGAUCCAUUUGAGUGCAAAAUGGAUUGAAAAAAAAAACAGAAGAGAUAUCUCAAGUAGAACUAAUGCCAUCUCUUUUCAUAGUCCGCAAGAAUUUGUAAAUAAGAAUCGAAAUCCAAAAUCUCUGGAUUGCUUGGAUGACUCCCCAAUUACAAUACCAAAGAAGAGAAAUAAGAGUGAUAAAAAGCCAUCAACAAAGAAAAUUAGUUCUUUAUUGAUCAAAGCUUCACAUCUUGUGAACCAUAAAAUCAAACUCGAAGAUGGACUUUAUGUCAAGGUCAUUGCUGCAAAGAUGAACAAAGAUAAUGUUUUUUUAGAGGUGGAGGAAAAAGUGGGGGAUGAAUUGAAAUAUUACGAAAUUGAGUAUCAGCAAGAUAUGGUUGGAUUGUAA
This is a messenger RNA of Paraglomus occultum, 576 nucleotides long. The record is from the annotation of a GenBank genome assembly. Lineage: Eukaryota; Fungi; Glomeromycota; Glomeromycetes; Paraglomerales; Paraglomeraceae.